Medicago truncatula (barrel medic) is the source of this 938-nucleotide messenger RNA. RefSeq names its product protein FAR-RED IMPAIRED RESPONSE 1-like. The coding region runs from base 41 to 895 and encodes 284 amino acids. Gene Ontology annotation, biological process: regulation of DNA-templated transcription. The record is from RefSeq and is a predicted model, not a curated record. Lineage: Eukaryota; Viridiplantae; Streptophyta; Magnoliopsida; Fabales; Fabaceae. The transcript has 3 exons. Gene Ontology annotation, molecular function: zinc ion binding.
GUUAGUAUGUGAGUAUGAGUCUCGACAUAAACUACCAAGGAUGAGAUAUCAACAUUCACCGAUUCUAAUGCAACUCGCACAAGUGUACACACAUAAAAUCUUUGAUAUGUUCAAUGAUGAGUUUUCCUUAUUCUUAGCUGCUAGCAAAAAAACAGAGAAUUUGUCUCAACUUCCAUUUGAAUAUGUUAUCACCAUGUUUAAAGUGGAAGGAGAGUGGACAGUACUAUUUGAUCCAAUAACUUUCUCUAUAUCAUGUACUUGUAAAAAAUUUGAGACUUUUCGCAUACUCUGUUGUCAUGCAUUAAAAGUCAUUGAGGCAAAUGAUGUUAAACUGAUCCCCAAUCAAUACAUCUUAAAAAGAUGGACAAGAGAUGCCCGUGAUGGUGUUAUUUUUGAUAUUAGGGGAAAUGAGGUUGUUGAUGAUCCUAAAUUGUUUAGUACACAUCGAUAUAAGAGAUUAUGCUCCACUAUGAUUAGAUUGGCAGCCGACGUGUCAACAUCUGAAUAUCUACAUAAGCUUGUAGAAAAGGGUUUGCAUGACUUGUGUAAGCUGGUGAUGGAGGCUCGGUUACGAGAAAGAGAGAAUGCCGAUGAUGAAGGUGAUGUCCCAACAGUAACAAAAGAAUAUGAGACACAAGCAAAGGGGUUUAAGAUUAAGCCUGGAUUACAAAAUCGUAGACGACUAAAGAGUUGUGUCGAACUUAUAUCUAAGAAAAAAAGCAAAGCAACAAGUGUAAAACCUACACCACGUCAAAGAUCAAAGGAUAAGGAUUCUCUAAGUCAAAUGGAAUCUGGGACAUCAACUUUAGCACAAUCAGCAUGUGAGCUUUCUCAGACAAGUGAGGACAACUUUAGUUUCACUAGAUUAUUAAUGGAGCCACUUAAUGAUGGAUGAAAAUAUUCAACAUUGCAGACCUUCCAAGCAUAAAUGCCUUUUU